Molecule: messenger RNA, 1818 nt
Organism: Microplitis mediator
Lineage: Eukaryota; Metazoa; Arthropoda; Insecta; Hymenoptera; Braconidae
Product: CDK5 regulatory subunit-associated protein 3
Exons: 9
Coding region: 228-1739 (503 amino acids)
Biological process (GO): regulation of cyclin-dependent protein serine/threonine kinase activity; regulation of mitotic cell cycle
Cellular component (GO): endomembrane system
Source: RefSeq, a predicted model, not a curated record
UAAAGCAAACUGUACUAUUAGAGAUGGUUGAUUGAUUUAUUCGAUACAUUUCGAAACAAAAAAGAACAGGGAUACAUGUAUAUGACACAGCAUAACGAUAAUAACAGUUGUUAAUCGGAUUCAGUGUGUUUUUAUGUUAAAUUAUUGUGACUACACUAUUCAUUGAUCUGUGUACAAUCAUUGUUGACAAUUAAUGAAAAUUCGCUUGACUAUUGUCAUUCAAAAAAAUGGAGGAACGGAAGAUACCGAUUGAUAUCAAUGCAGGUAAAUUGUUAGAAUGGUUAAUCAGUAGGCGACAUUGUGAACGCAAUUGGCAAGAUCACAUUUUAGUCAUCAGAAGAAAAAUUAAUAAUGCUAUACAAGAUAUGCCAGUGCAUGAAGAAAUAGCAAAAUUAUUAACGGGAACUUAUAUUAAUUACUUUCAUUGUAAGAAAAUCGUGAAUAUUCUUGAAGAAACUGAAGCUAAUUCAAAAAACUUUUUUGGUCGUUAUGGAUCGAAGCGUAUGAAAGAUUGGCAAGAAAUUAUUCGUUUAUAUGAAAAAGAUGAUGUAUAUCUUGCUGAAGCUGCGCAGAUGUUAAUAAGAAAUAUUAAUUAUGAAAUACCAAGUCUCAAGAAACAGAUCAACAAAUUAGAUCAGACUAAGCGUGAAUUGGAACGAAAAAUGUCGGAAUACAAAAAAUCAGAAAUUAUUGCACGAUCUGAAUUUUGUACUUUGUGUAAAAAUUUAGGAAUAUCAGGUGAAAACAUAAAAAAAGAACUUGUCCAGCGCAUAGUUGUGUUACCUGAACUCUAUGAUACGAUUGGAGAAAAAAGUAAAGCUCUUAGUAAUGUUAUUGAAUUUUAUAAAGCUUUUACUCACUUUACACUUGGUACAUAUUUUAAUAAUGAUUGUGUGCCAAUAAUCCAAUACAUAAUAGAUAAAGGCAAUACAACAACUUAUGAAUGGAUUUACGGUGAGGCUCCAGCUUCUGUUGUAGAACCAACAUUAAAGCAUAUUCAAACUGACCCUGAAGAUUGUUCUAGUAUUGAUUUUGGUGACACAAACGACGAUUCAUAUAACUUAAAUGAUUUCGAUGAGUUACAUAAUGAUAUAGAGGUGGAUUGGAAUACUAAUGAUGUAGAGUUUGAGAAUAAAGAAAAAAUAGAUAUUAAUAUGCCAUUUGAAGAAUCGGGUAUUACUGUUGAAUCAAUAAACCUCAAAGAUGGUAUUGCUACAGGAAAUGAAGCUUUACGGAUACUUGAUAAUCCCGAAACACGUAACGAUUUUAUCGACCAACUUUUAGAGUUAAACGCGUUUCUCAAAUUACGUUUAUAUGAGCUCAAAAAUGAAAGCAACAAUUUAUUUAACAUGAGUCAAAUCCAAGAAGCUUCAGCUGUUCUACAACUAUCUACAUUAGAUAGUGUUCAAAAUAUGUUAGAUCAUGUACAAGUUGUAUUAUCUGCCAUACUAGACAAUCAAUUGCAACAUUUACACCGCAUAAAACACUCACCCAGGUAUGUUGAUGUAUUAACUGAGGAAAUAGAGCAAAAGCGUGGAGUAAUGGAAAAAAUGACUACAAUUCAACUAAACAAUGAAGAAAAACAGAAAGAAAUUUUAAAUCAAAUAAACAAUCUGCAGCCUCUUCUCAAAAUUAUUGUACAACGUACGCGAGAAUUACAAGUUGACAUUGAAAAAGAUAUUUCAAAAAAAUAUCAAUUCCGGCCAGUGCAGUUAACAGGAAUAAUUAACAAUUUGUAAUAUAUAAACAUGUAAUGUAUUAAACAUACACACACAUAUAUAUACAUAAAAUGACAAUAUAAAAUAGCAAAUAACUGAU